GGAUACUUUUGUAACAUGAACUGAGAAAAAGUAGAAUAUAAAUUCGAAGAUCUCAGAGAACCUAGAGGUCAUCAUGGGAAAUUCUACUAGUAUAACCGCAGUAGAUCAUACAGAUCAAAAUAUAUAUGUUGGUUCCUCAGUUGAUCCCCCGACUUCCCAGAACUUAGUCAUUAGUCAUGAAUUGAGAAGUGCUAUCAAGAAUUCCUCUAUAGUAUCAUUAGAAGAAGGAUCAGUGUCAAAAGAGAAGACCAUUGAAAUGAGCAAAUCAUUUGAUACCUCUCUUAACUCUCAUGAAAAGAAUGAGAUUUAUUUGGAUACCAUGCUGCAAAGAAACACGGAAGAGAGGACGACCAUGUCGCCUUAUAAAGAUGUCUCUCAAAAUAUCGAAAGCUUGAAAAAGAAAGAGGAUUCAUUGUCUUUUCACACUGUCUGCAAAGAGAGUCACACUGAUUGUGUAUCAAUUGCUUUUACAAGUAAUGAUUCAUUGUUUUGUGCUUCCGUCGAAUCAACUUUACAAAAAGGCGAACAUGAUGUUGAAAAUCAUCUCGAAUGUUCUUGCUGUAAAGCUAAAAGUACAAGUUGCAUUGAAGAAAAUAUACCAAUCAACAAACAAAGUAAAAUUGCCAUAUUACAAAUGGUCCAACGGUGUAAUGAAUCGUUAGAAAGUCUGGAAAAAGACCACAAAGUAUUAUUUAAUGUUAUGAACUCCCGUUCAAUCUCUCAAAGUGAGUUAAAAGAAAGAGGACUCAAAAUAAUGACAGAGCUAGAAAACAUUCUAAAAAAUCACAUGGCAAAGAUGAAGGAAAAUGAUGACGUAAUCCCAAAACUUCAAACCAUUUUAAGCAACCUCAAUAAAAAAGUCGAACUGUUGGAAAAGAAAAUUCAGGUUUUAGAAUUUGAAAAAGCAAAAACACAGAAAACUGCCAUGCAAGAAUCAAAUAUAUUGGUUCAUCAAAAUGAAGAAGCUCCAACCACCCUCAACCUUAUUCCUUUAAAACCUAUUUUGAAACCAGCCACUGAAGAGAAAAGCUUUUCAUUGCAAAACAUUGAGGUCGAUCUAGCAUCAAAAACAAUAGAGCAGGGAAACGAGGACGUGGCUCUUUGUGAUUCUGAAAGGGCUCCAGACAAUUGCGAGAAUUUGACGCAAAUGGAGAUAUUACCUGUUGGAUACUGGGUUGGUAAAGCCAAUGAAAUUUUAGCAACGAUUGCCUUAGAAGGACCUGUAGAUAAUGUUUGUGGUCAAUGCAAUGUUCUCUGUCUGGAUACAUCAGACAGUAUGGCAGGGGAAGCAUUCCAGACGAUGAUUAAUCUAUCUCUUAGAUUUUUAUCAGUUUUAGAAUAUUCGUCGUCAAGCCAGAAGGUUGGACUGGUUUGUUUCGGAGGGAACACCGCAGUUAUAAGUCGCUGUUGUAUGAAUUACACAAAACUGAAAGAAGAAAUAAAAACUUUAAGACCAGGGGGCCCAAGCCCUUUAACAGCUGGGAUUCUGCUAUCACAUAGUGUUGCAUCUAGUGGAGUGACGAUCCCAACACUCCAGGGAGUCAGCUUUUUCCCUCGCAUAAUUGUCCUAACAGACGGAGUAGCUACUCUAGAUAGAGUAACCGGAUGUGCAGAUUUUACUCCAGAUAGAAAGGAGCGUUUAAUGAUUUGUUCAGAUAUGAAUGGGCUAGCUGAAAUGAUAAGACAGUCAUCUCAUCGAAUUUAUUGUGUUCCACUUGGGAAGGCGGAUGAGUCCAUCAUAGAGCCAUUAGUAAGAAGAACACAUGGAAAAAUUGUUAGACCGGCAAACUUUGACAAACUUAUUUACCAAUUUGAGGGAGAGCUUUUAGCCACGAAACUUCGACCAUACUUUUCUAACUUCCGGCACGUGGAGCCUGACAUGGUGAUGGCGGCAGUACAAUCAUUUGACUUAUCAUUGAGAGGAGUAGACUUGGAGGACCUUGUCGAGUAUAUACAUAACCCCCCUCCCCAAAAGGAAGAUGACAGUGAUGACGAAGAUGUUUGGGAAGAUGUAAGUGAUGACGAAGAUGUUCGGGAAGAUGACAGUGAUGACGAAGAUGACAACGAUGACUACAUAGAGACUGACAUCAAUAUGCCGCCUAUAGGCACCAGAGUUAGGAGAGGUCCAGACUGGCAAUCAAACUUUGAUGAACAAGAUUCUCGUGGUCCAGGGACAGUUGUUAGUCAUGAUCGUAGAGGUUUUAUAUCCAUAAUCUGGGACAAUGGUCAUCAAUGUCAGUAUCCUUAUGGAAUCCAGGGUCGAUUUGCAGUAAUUGUUGUUGACGAACCCAGAAUUCUUCAGCGUGAUCAAUUGAUCGAGGUCGGAUGUCUCGUUAAAAGAGGUAAUAAUUGGAGAGAUAAUGACAAUGAUGGUGGUCCAGAAAACAUUGGAGUCGUGUUUAGAGUGCACUCGGAUGCAACAGUUAGUGUACGGUGGCCGACUGGACAACGAAGGAGAUACAAAUAUGGAAAACAGGGAUACUUUGAAGUAGAACUUUGUGAUCCUUUGGACGAAAAUGUACAAUUAAGGAUCUUAAGCGGUAACACAGGACGGGUGCAUACUCGAGGAAACCAAACACCAUCGUGAAUCAUCUUUAAUUAAGUGGUGCUGACAGUAAACAAACUUCAUGACUGAAUCAGGGUUUAAUCACAAGGGAUCUGUUCUACUUUUUCAUGGAAAAAUCCAAGUAUUGUUUAAAAAUUUGCAGUUGCAUUGACGCUGACCUAAGAAGUUUUAUAUAUGAAAUGUUCUAUCAAUCAAUUUUGAUAUUUUUGUUCAAAAUACUUUUGCAGAUUAUAGAAGAUAUUGUUUAUACAUGUUUAAGAAUGAUUUAGUUCUUCACAUUUCAAUUCAUGUUUCAUAAACUAAUUCUAUUUACAAAAAUCAGUGUUAAGUUGAAUUUUCAAUUUUGAAGUUACCAUAUUUUUGUUUUUAAAUUAAAAAACAAUUGUUUGAUAUUACUUUAUAAUAUAACUUUAGUGAAUAACUAGUGUUAUUUGUACUUUGAAAAUGAAAUAUUGAUAGUGUUGUCCUUCUUUUAAAAACGAAUUACAAUCGGUUCAUUUGCCAGUCAAAGUGCAUUGAAUAAACUACAUACACGUCGAAUUGUUUAUAUAUUGUCAAACUUUCUUACCGAGGAAGGGUCUAAAUAUUUCUACCCUACAUAUUUUGAUCAAAUUUUUUGUAUCUAGUUUUACUUCUAUAUUUAUAAUUAUUUUAGGAUAAAAAUUUUACCACCCUGAUUUCCUUGAGGAUUGUCUCAAAAGUUGAUAUUUUCUACUAUAAGAACCUUUGAAAAUUUGUUGAAAAUUAGCUAAAUGUUCCAUUUUCCCAAUAUUUUCUGUGCUAGAAUGUCUUUUUCUUUCAAAUAUAUGACAAUAAUUGUAAAAAGUCACUUUUGCUUAAAUGCUUAAAUUUUAAAAAGUGUUUACCACGUGGUUUUGUACAGGGUUUAUUCCAAAAAAAAAUUUCCCAUCAUUUAGCGA
Molecule: messenger RNA, 3486 nt
Organism: Magallana angulata
Lineage: Eukaryota; Metazoa; Mollusca; Bivalvia; Ostreida; Ostreidae
Exons: 19
Coding region: 74-2587 (837 amino acids)
Biological process (GO): protein ubiquitination
Molecular function (GO): ubiquitin-protein transferase activity; metal ion binding
Source: RefSeq, a predicted model, not a curated record